This is a messenger RNA of Eleginops maclovinus (Patagonian blennie), 648 nucleotides long. It is a transcript of the gene gal, whose product is annotated as galanin/GMAP prepropeptide. The transcript is spliced from 7 exons. Gene Ontology annotation, molecular function: neuropeptide hormone activity; galanin receptor binding. Gene Ontology annotation, cellular component: secretory granule; extracellular region. The record is from RefSeq and is a predicted model, not a curated record. Bases 52 to 474 code for a protein of 140 amino acids. Gene Ontology annotation, biological process: neuropeptide signaling pathway. Lineage: Eukaryota; Metazoa; Chordata; Actinopteri; Perciformes; Eleginopidae.
UACACACAACUACUCAAGCAGCAGCCCCACAGUCCACAGGUCGGUCUAAAGAUGCAGAGGUGCUUUGGGAUUUUCUGUGUGUCGCUCAUCUUCUGCGCAGCUCUGUCUGAGACCAUCGGGUUGGUCAUCGCGGCGAAGGAGAAGCGUGGCUGGACACUGAACAGUGCCGGCUACCUGUUAGGUCCCCGUCGUAUUGAUCACCUAAUUCAGAUAAAGGAUUCUCCCAGUGCCAGAGGCAGAGAGGAGCUGGUCGCUCAAUAUGGGAUCGAUGGACACAGGACGCUUGGAGACAAGGCGGGGCUCGCUGGGAAGAGGGACAUGGAGGAGGACUACAGAACAGGUGGCCUGAGAAUAGCAGAUGGAGACAUCAUCCACACUGUCUUCGACUUCCUGUCAUACCUUAAACUUAAAGAGAUGGGAGCUUUGGACAGCCUGCCUUCCUCUGUGACAUCAGAUGAACUGGCCAACCCCUAAUGUCCCCCCCCCCCCUCUCCUCUCCUCACAUCCAUCAGCCCGAGUCAUGUUUCUGCUGUGCGGGCCCCCCGCCACCCUACAUGUCCCCAUACUGUUUCUCCAUCCACUCUCUGACGCUGGAUUUGUCCCGGCUGUAAAGAUCUGAUUCUUUAACUCUUUGAAUGAUUGUCCCCC